UUGACAGCGUUAAGAGCUGAUGAAUAGAGUUGGAGGAAGGGGGCGAAAGGAUCUAAUGUGGAGAGCCUCACACUUGGUGGAUUAAUACAACACACCCGUUUUGGAUCGCUCUCGGGCAGCUUUUCUUUUUUUUGCAUCUAUUUGCCACUUAACACCCAAAUCAGUUUGCGGUUCCCUACCUCCUGCUGGGUCUUAACACGGUAAAUCCAUGUCAUCCCCGUGCCUGAGCAGCAUCCUGACCCAUGCGAACCUCACCAUGUACCAGCCUGGUACCCCCGAUGCCCUGCAGCAGCAGUGCACUGUGCCCGCCCAGCUUCCCGCCAUCAACACGAUGACAACCCCGGACCACAGCUUCGGUGUAAUGGGCCAGUGGUAUAAACACGUCAACCCUCAGCACUGGACCAUGGACAACGUUCUGGAGUGGAUCAGCGACCACAUUGACAGCAUUAAGUUUGAUGCAAACACGCUAUAUCUGGACUACUGCACAAUGGAUGGGGACACCCUAUGCCAAAUGAACCAAGGCCAGAUGGUUGGCAUCUUCGGUCAACAGCUUGGCCCACAUCUCUACCAGAGUCUCCAGGAGCACAAGAAUAAGCACGAACUUCAGGUCCUUUCUGGGACAGAUUUGAGUGAGACGUGUCAGCUUCUGGAAGGGUUCCUGGACAACCUAAACUUCCCUUUUCUCAGCACACUGAAAGUCGCAGAAGCAGCUUGUGACAACAAGAGGGAAUUUGACUAUGGGACCAAAUAUGACCUGCCACACCUGACCAUGCUCCCCAUGAACCCUCUGAGAGAAACAGACUACCUGUCAGACAGCGAGUACAGCUCUUCCUCCUCCGGUGGUGGAUUCGGCUUCCAGACCCCCAGUUCUCCAGAGUCCAGGAGCAGCGAUUCAGACCCCGAGUUUUCCUGCCCUCAGAUUGCAAAAGAGAACAUCAAAAUUGAGAAAGAGGAGUUGAGAGUGAAAAGACCAAGGGGGCGACCCCCUAAACGCAGCCGAAACCAUGACAGCCCCUUCAACGAUAAUUUGAAAAAAAGCAAAAGUGCGCCUCGCAGUGCCCACCUAUGGGAAUUCAUUCGGGACAUCCUGAUCCACCCUGAGAGGAACCAGGGCCUGAUGAAGUGGGAAGACAGGCGGGAGGGGGUCUUCAAGUUCCUCAAGUCGGAGGCUGUCGCCCAGAUGUGGGGGCAAAAGAAGAAAAACACCAGCAUGACUUACGAAAAACUGAGCCGUGCAAUGAGGUACUACUACAAGAGAGAGAUUUUGGAGCGGGUGGAUGGCCGGCGCCUGGUCUACAAGUUUGGAAAAAACUCUAGUGGCUGGAAGAUUGAGGAAAUUGGCAUGACCGCGUGAGGGUCAGGCGACAAGCUUGUAAAAAGCAAAAGCCAAACGAAAGACAGCAGUGGAAAACUUUGAAAUACCAGUGCAGCCUCUCCUAUCCCAGACUGGAUGACACCCCGUUGUUUACUGAUCCUUAACGUCAAAGACUAAAGACGCUUCUUUCUUAAAGGGGAGAUGUUUCAAAAAAAUGUAAGCCAGUGUUUAUGGCUCUAGUAGGUUUUAUGAACCAAUGGGUUCAUAGUUUUACAUUGUACCAAUGUAAAACUAUGACUUUUGCUUUACUUAUUUUUUUUUCACUUUUCAGUUAGUAACAACAAUAUGUGCGUGGUAAUUGGGUGAAAAUAUUUUUCUGCAUACUAAUUUUGGAAUUUAGGUCAGCCGUUAUCGGUGUACGUUGUGUAUGUAAAAUGCUGUAUCAGUUUUAACUUCGAUGGUACCACACUGUCCCUGGAUCUACACUUGUAGGGGAUUAAAUUGUGCCAAAUAUAUAUAUAUAUAUAUAUAUAUAUAUAUAUAUAUAUAUAUAUAUAUAUAUAUAUAUAUAUAUAUAAUUUCUUAUUACAGGUUGUGAAAUUGUGCAUUACCAACACACAUUUAUCUGUCACUUAAUGAUUGUACUUCUGUAUGGCACUGGAGACAUCUUCUUUUCAUUGAAUUUAUUACUGAUUCCUUUUAUUGCUGUUAUAUUUGCUGUUAUUUGUAGGGAAUGAAACGGCCCCUGCUCUCAACUUAACACUUUUGUUUUUAUUUUGUCAUUUUGAGUGGUAUCUGCAAUUUUACGAAAGGCAUUUAUAAAUUUAUAAUUUAUAUAAUAAAUAUAUUAUAUGUAAUAAAUGUAAUAAAUUUAUAAUUGUCUUUAUAAAGAGGAAAGCUUAGCGAUGUGACUUGAAUUAAACUGGCAAACCUAAUAUGAAGAACAAAAGCAAGGCGAGAGAGGGCGACACCGGGGAGAUAUGCUACUUUAGAAAGACUGCAGACGAUUUACUGUGCCUGUUUAAAUGCCAUAAUGACGCAUAUGUUUUUUUUUCUACAUAUAUUUUGGUAUCACGUGUGUAAAAGUUGCUUACACGGUGUUUCAGAAGUAACUCAGAAGUACUUAGUCUCAAAGGUUUUUUGUUUUUUUUAACAGAGUUUUGUCGUUUGUAAAGUUUGUACAAAAUGCUUAAAGAUCUCUUGCACUUGAUCUGUUUGAUUAAUUUCAUUAUGAAGCAGUUUUAUCCACUAUGGAUUAUUCAUCACGUAUGAGAACUAAAUCUCACCUUGUUUCAUUGUUGCGUAUCUGUUCAUGUAAGAUAUUGUUUUUGUAGAAAUCAACUUUGACAUAAAAUAAACGUGUUUUCUUUUGAGUCA
Messenger RNA from Lampris incognitus (smalleye Pacific opah), 2692 nucleotides. It is a transcript of the gene elf3, whose product is annotated as E74-like factor 3 (ets domain transcription factor, epithelial-specific). Gene Ontology annotation, cellular component: nucleus. The record is from RefSeq and is a predicted model, not a curated record. Gene Ontology annotation, biological process: regulation of transcription by RNA polymerase II; cell differentiation. Lineage: Eukaryota; Metazoa; Chordata; Actinopteri; Lampriformes; Lampridae. Bases 209 to 1354 code for a protein of 381 amino acids. Gene Ontology annotation, molecular function: sequence-specific DNA binding; DNA-binding transcription factor activity, RNA polymerase II-specific. The transcript is spliced from 9 exons.